Molecule: messenger RNA, 2282 nt
Organism: Arabidopsis arenosa
Lineage: Eukaryota; Viridiplantae; Streptophyta; Magnoliopsida; Brassicales; Brassicaceae
Source: the annotation of a GenBank genome assembly
GUUCUCUCUCCGGCCGAUCAAACCCUAGGAGUUCACAAUUCGUUAGAUCGCGGCGGUUGCUCACUGUCAUGUAGGUUUGAUUCAUCUUCUCUUCCGGAUCUUGAGUGACGAAGAGAAGAGAUCUUAAGUCUUCUGAGAGAGAAAGAUUUUCUCCCUCGUUGACCCGAUCGGUACUUUUUUCCUCGCUGGGGAUUUUCAAUUUCUUUUUAGGGAUCGGCUUUGAUUUGUUACGUAGAUGGCGGAUUCUUCACCCGAUUCGUGUUUCAAAGGAGGCAAAUUCAGUGCUCCAGAAUUGCCUGGUCAAUCGAUGUUGAAGACGGGAGAUAGACAGUGGUUCUAUUUCACUCCAAGGAGUAGGAAGUAUCCGAACGCAGCUAGGUCUAGUAGAGGAACUGAAACUGGAGGUCGGGCUCCUAAUGGUGAGCGGACUGAUUGGGUGAUGCAUGAGUAUACUAUGGAUGAAGAUGAAUUAGGGAGAUGUAAGAACCCUCAGGAUUACUAUGCUCUCUAUAAGUUGUUUAAGAAAAGUGGGGCUGGUCCUAAAAAUGGUGAACAGUAUGGUGCUCCAUUCCAAGAAGAGGAAUGGGUUGAUGAUGAGAAUGAAGAUGAGAACGCUAUUGCUGUACCGGAGCAACCUGUGGUUCGUUAUGAGGAUAAUCGUCGUGUGGAUGGGGGUAGACUUUUCAAUCCUGUUAGACUUCAGUUAGAGGAUAUCGAUGAGCUUCUCAAUGGAAUCCCAAAUGCACCUGGGGUUCCUCCAAGAUGUAUUCCUCAGGUGAAUAGUGAAGAAGAGCUGCAGAGCACAUUGAUGAAUAAUUCUGCUAGAGAGUUCUUGCCAAACGGUCAGCCAUACAACAGGCCUUCAAGUUUUGACUCAUUAGAGACCGCUGAGGUCACGUCAGCUCCCAAGACCUCUGAUAUAGCACCUCUGGUGUUCGAGAAGGAGGAUUACAUUGAAAUGGAUGAUCUUCUGAUCCCUGAACUUGGAGCUUCUUCAACUGAGAAAGCUGCACAGUUCUCGAACCAUGGUGAAUUCGGCGAUUUUGAUGAGUUUGACCAAUUGUUCCAUGAUGUUUCCAUGUCUUUGGAUAUGGAACCUAUUGAUCAGGGAACUUCUACAGAUCUGUAUUAUCCGAGUAAUUUUGCUAACAACACAUCAGACCAAAAACAGCAAUUCCUUUAUCAACAGUUCCAGGACCAGACUCCUGAGAACCAGCUGAACAACAUCAUGGAUCCUAGUACAACCCUCGAUCAAUUCACUAACGAUGUAUGGUUCCAAGAUGAUCAAGCCAUUCUCUUUGAUCAACAACAAUCUUUUUCUGGAGCAUUUGCUUCACCCUCAUCAGGUGUGAUGCCCGAUUCUACCAAUCCUACUAUGAGUGUGAAUGCCCAAGGCCAGGAACACCAAAAUGGUGGUGGACCAACAAGCCAGUUCUCAUCGGCUCUGUGGGCAUUAAUGGACUCAAUACCUUCAACGCCAGCCUCUGCGUGUGAGGGUCCUCUUAACCGAACCUUUGUACGUAUGUCUAGUUUCAGCCGUAUGAGGUUCAAUGGAACGCCAGUGACUACUACCAUAGCAAAGAAAGGUAUCAGAAACAGAGGUUUUCUUCUCUUAUCAAUCGUGGGUGCCUUGUGUGCCAUCUUCUGGGUGUUCAUAGCCACAGUUCGAGUCUCAGGUAGAAACGUCUUCUCUUGAAAGACUAGUGGUGGUUUUCUUGAACUCUUUAAGUACUGGUAAGUUAGAAGAAGAAACCAUGAUCCAUGUUAGUGUUCAUGGGAUUAUUGACCUAUUUUAAAAUAUGAAUCUUUGAAUAUGUACAGAGUUUGAAAGAGUAAAAGAACAAUAAUUCGUGAUAAAGGUGUUUCUUGUCUUCUCGAUUGUCCUUGCUGUUUUCCGCAUAUCUAUCUUCUGGGUUUCAAUAUUCACAAAGCCUCGCAAGAUAAGUUUCGAGAAUCAACAGAGACUGUCUUGGUUUGGUUUUAUGAAAGCAUAAUCUUGAAGAGCUUCUGUGUAUUCGAGCUCUUGUAUUCAUCUAUGUCUGAGGUUGUAGAUAAUUGGUUGUGUUCGAAGAUGCAGCUUCAGGCUGAGCUAUCUGGAGAUCGUUGUCUUGAUGACGGUGAUUGUGAUCACGAUUUGUGGAACUGUUACCACUGAGGAAAGAGAGUAGGUUCCGUAGAAAUCUGCAACCUUGAGAAACCAGAGAGCAGAUUCCGACGACGCAACCAACCGAAGUUUCCUCUGUUCUACUCAUGGCAGCUUCCAAUAGAAAGCUUAAAGCUUA